GGAUCUGACCGGCAACCAGAUUUGGACACCAUGCUUUACCAACAAAGUUUUCAUCUUUAAGAAAACCCAAGUCAUUUUCAUCCACACACACACUCUCUAGUAAACAUGGUUCUUUUUCUACUUCGGUGGUUUUUCUUCUUCUUCUUCACUACCCAUCACGCAAAUGCCCUCAAUGCUACGAUUCCGAACGACGCAUUGUCUCUUCUCAGCUUCAAACGCUUUGUCUCUUCCGACCCUUUGAACCUUCUCUCUGCCUGGAGCAACCGAACUUCUUCCAAUUUCUGCCACUGGCACGGCGUCGCGUGCGGCGGCGCAAGCCUCUCCGGCAGAGUAACUGCCUUGAGUGUGACGGGUCUUCGCGGCGGCGAGUUGGCUCCUUCCGUCGGAAACAUGUCAGAGCUUCGAGUCCUGUCCCUCGCCGGAAACAUGUUUUCCGGCGAGAUUCCCGCGAGCAUUGGAAAUCUCCGGUUUCUCGAGGUUCUUGAGCUGCAAGGAAACAACUUUUCGGGGAGAGUUCUCAACCAGAUGAGUUUUCUUAAAUCUCUUCGCGUUGUUAAUCUCUCUGGUAAUGCCUUUUCAGGUUCAAUACCAAGUGAAUUUAUUGGCUUUGGGAGUGUGAAAAUCGUUGAUUUAUCGAAUAAUCAGUUUUCUGGGGAGAUUCCAGUGAGUGGUUUGAGUGGUUGUGAUUCCUUGAACCAUUUGAAGUUGUCACAUAACUUUCUCACUGGGGAGAUUCCACCCCAAAUUGGGAAAUGCAGAAAUUUGAGGACCCUUUUGGUUGAUGGGAAUAUAUUGGAAGGUAGGAUCCCUCCUGAGAUUGGGUAUGCUGUUGAACUAAGAGUUCUGGAUGUUUCUAGAAAUAGUCUCACUGGAAGGAUUCCCAAGGAGUUGGCUAAUUGUUUGAAAUUGUCUGUGCUUGUGGUCACUGAUCUGUUUGAGGAUCGUAACGAGGGAAGCUUGGAGGAUAGCUUUAGAGGAGAGUUCAAUGCCUUUGUUGGGAAUAUUCCUCAUGAAGUUUUGUUGCUUUCGAGUCUGCGGGUUUUGUGGGCGCCGAGGGCAAAUCUUGGUGGACGGUUGCCUAGUGGCUGGACAGAUUCAUGCUCUCUGAGGGUACUCAAUUUGGCACAGAAUUAUGUUUCCGGUGUUGUGCCCAAGAGUUUGGGGAUGUGUAGGAAUUUGACUUUCUUGGACUUGAGUUCUAACAAUUUAGGUGGAUAUCUGCCUUCACUUCAGCUUCAGGUUCCUUGUAUGAUGUACUUCAAUGUCAGCAGGAAUAAUAUGUCUGGCAUUGUUCCAGGAUUCAGGAAAGAAAGUUGUCAUAUGAGUAGUGCUCCUGCUGCACUGGACUCUUUAUUCCUAAGAUUGGAUGGUUUUAAUGAAGCAUACUUUAGUAUUCCUGUUUGGAGAUUUCAAAAGAAUGCUCUCAUUGAUUUGGAUUUUAAAGAUACUAAUGUUGUCAGCCAUGAUUUCAGUUGGAACAGUUUCGUGGGAUCCUUGCCUUUGUUCUUUCUUGGAGAUAAUCUUUUUGCUGCAAAUCAGAACGUCUCCUACAUGCUGUCUCUCAAUAAUAAUAAGUUCAAUGGAACUCUACCGUAUCAGCUAGUUUCAAACUGUAACGACCUCAAGACAUUGUCUGUUAACUUGAGUGUGAACCAACUUUCCAAUGGGAAUUCCCAAGCAUCAUUUUUGGAGUGCCUGAAGUUGACAGAUUUUGAAGCAGCAUACAACCAGAUUGAUGGGUCAAUUGGUCCUGGUAUAGGUGACUCAAUGAUGCUUCAGCGUCUUGAUUUAAGUGGGAACAAACUAUCUGGGUCACUCCCUAAUCAGUUGGGAAACCUACAAAACAUGAAAUGGAUGCUUCUGGGAGGAAACAAUCUAACAGGGGAAAUUCCUUCCCAACUUGGUCAAUUGAAUUCCCUUACCGUUUUGAAUCUUUCUCACAAUGAUCUAGUUGGAACUAUUCCACCAAGUUUGGCAAAUGCCAAAAGCCUUGAAAUUAUGUUGCUAGAUCACAACAACCUUUCUGGUGAAAUACCUCUACCUUUUUCUACACUUUAUAAUCUUGUUCAACUGGAUGUUUCUUUCAACAAUCUUUCUGGUCAUAUUCCUCAUCUUCAACACCCAAGUGAUUGUGAUUCUUAUAAAGGAAAUGAACACCUGCACUCUUGUCCUGAUCCAUAUUCUGAGCCACCUGCUUCUCUUCCUGUGCCCCUUGAAAUUCAGCAUUUGCAUAAACGGAGGAAAUUAAGAACAUUGGUUAUUGCUGUGGUCACUUCAGCUUCUGUGGCUCUCUGCACACUUCUGGGAAUAGUACUAGUGAUCUUUUCUGGAAGGAGUAAACUUGGUCGGCUUAGCAGCAUUAGAAGGCGACAGGUAGUGACUUUUCAAGAUGUUCCAAUAGAAUUGAGUUAUGACAGUGUAGCCACUGCUACAGGAAAUUUCAGCAUCCGGUAUCUAAUUGGCACUGGUGGCUUUGGGUCAACAUACAAGGCAGAACUGUCCCCUGGGUUUCUUGUUGCCAUAAAGAGGUUGUCCAUAGGUAGAUUUCAAGGAAUUCAACAAUUUGAGACAGAAAUAAGGACAUUAGGGAGAAUUCGACACAAGAAUCUUGUGACUCUUAUUGGUUAUUAUGUGGGAAAGACUGAAAUGUUCUUAAUUUACAAUUAUCUUUCUGGUGGCAACCUUGAAGCUUUCAUACACGACAGGUCAGGAAAAAAUGUGCAGUGGCCAGUUAUUUACAAAGUAGCAAAAGACAUAGCCGAGGCCCUUGCUUACCUUCAUUACUCUUGUGUUCCUCGCAUAGUUCACCGGGAUAUCAAACCUAGCAACAUCUUACUUGAUGAUGAUCUUAAUGCCUACCUGUCUGAUUUUGGCUUGGCUCGACUGCUUGAGGUAUCUGAAACCCAUGCCACCACUGAUGUGGCAGGCACAUUUGGUUAUGUUGCACCAGAAUAUGCCACCACUUGCAGGGUUUCGGACAAAGCAGAUGUUUACAGCUUUGGUGUAGUGUUACUAGAAUUGGUGUCUGGAAGAAAGUCACUUGAUCCAUCAUUUUCUGAAUAUGGAAAUGGAUUCAAUAUUGUUCCAUGGGCUGAGCUGUUAAUGACUGAAGGUCGUUGUUCCGAGCUAUUUUCAUCUGUGCUGUGGGAAGCUGGGCCUAAGGAAAAGUUAUUGGGGCUUUUAAAGCUUGCAUUAACAUGCACAGAAGAGACACUUUCUAUUCGACCAUCAAUGAAACAGGUUCUUGAGAAAUUGAAACAAUUGAAAAGUUGAAAACUUUCUGGUAGUCAUACUGAACAGCAAUGGAGUGCUGCUUUUGUCCGCUGGAAAAUAUUUCAAUGAGGUGACAGAUGACUUGCAAAAUUUUACACGUUCAGCAACUGCAAAGCUUAUCAUGAUCACUUUAUUUAUUGCCACUAGGAAUCCUAUCACAGUGGCAAACACAUGAGCUGUUCCUGUUACUACAAAGCUUGUAUUGUUGCCUCUUUCACAUUUGUGCCAACAAUUUUCACAUCAUCUCAAGAUUCACGGUUUUUUACGCGACCGCAUGGGACCUAUGAAAGAUCCAAAGUUCUUUAUUGACGUAGUAACAAAGCAUUUGUCAUUAUUCUGCAGAGAAAUAUGCCAAAAUUGCAAGUCCUCUUUGUCAAAAUUUACCAAAUGGUGUAAAUAUUAGUCGUUCUUAUUGAUGUAAACCUUGCAAGAAUCUUAGCGAGGAGAAUAGGGUGUUUCUCUACAUUUUGAUUGAUUUUUUUUUUUACUAACAUGUAAAUAUAAAAGU
This is a messenger RNA of Abrus precatorius (Indian licorice), 3781 nucleotides long. RefSeq names its product LRR receptor-like serine/threonine-protein kinase RPK2. The coding region runs from base 106 to 3273 and encodes 1055 amino acids. Gene Ontology annotation, biological process: protein phosphorylation; hormone-mediated signaling pathway. The transcript is spliced from 2 exons. Lineage: Eukaryota; Viridiplantae; Streptophyta; Magnoliopsida; Fabales; Fabaceae. Gene Ontology annotation, cellular component: plasma membrane. The record is from RefSeq and is a predicted model, not a curated record. Gene Ontology annotation, molecular function: ATP binding; protein binding; protein kinase activity.